GAAACGAAACGGAAUAAAAGCUAGCUAGACUGAGCCGUUAAGAUUUAUUCUCAUGAGUAGUCUUGGGAUAUCAGCAAUCAUCUUAAUCUGUAGCUAAUUUACCAGGUAGGAGACUUUGCCAGUUAUCUCAGCGCACUUUCGCUGAUUUGUACCAUCUGAGAUUUAUCAGCAAAAGCCAACGAGAGACGAAAAAAAGUGCGUUUUUGUCUUCGGUCCGGAACCGCUGCUGCCGUUGGAGCUAGCAUUAGCAGCACAAACCGGGGCCCAGGUCGGCGACGCUCCCUCUUAACAGGGGAUUUUUAGCUUUUUCUCUUGUACAUUUUUGUGUAAUUAAUAGCGCAAUGGCUUGUGGGGCUACUCUGAAAAGGACUCUGGAUUUUGAUCCGUUAAUGAGCCAAGCUUCCCCCAAAAGGAGGAGGUGCGCCCCGGUCAUGUCUCCAGUGUCUUCACCUCAGAAAUAUCUGCGCAUGGAGCCGUCACCGUUCGGGGAAGUUUCAUCCAGACUCACCACAGAACAAAUCUUGCACAAUAUCAAACAAGAGUACAAGAGGCUGCAGAAGAGACGACACCUGGACAUUUCUUUCCAGCAGGCCGACGGCUGCUGUCCUCUGGACCUGCAGAACCUUCACAGUGGAGCUGCCCUACCAGGUACGUCCUUGGGUGCCUCGUCUCCCACCAGAAAAGAGCAGCCUUUAUUUUCCCUCAGACAGGUUGGGAUGAUUUGUGAGAGACUACUGAAAGAGCGAGAAGACAAAAUACGAGAGGAGUACGACGAGAUUCUGACGACAAAGCUUGCAGAGCAAUAUGAUGCCUUUGUCAAAUUUACACAUGACCAACUGAUGCGAAGGUUUGGAGAGCAGCCUGCUAGCUAUGUUUCCUGAGUCUGGCCGUCUGAUAUUGAGGAUUACCAUUUAAUGCAAGCUACUCCCGGGACUCAGUGGAUCUAGUUGGACUUUUCUCCUAGCUGUGCCAUAUCGCCUCAGUGUGGACUCGCUGCCUCAGGCAUCAGUUAGUGGCAUCCACGUUUGCUGUGUCUGCCAGAGUUAGGAGGGCUUCCUGCUGCCAGGACUUUCUGUGACUUAACCAGUGGCCUCUUGACUGCCGUGUCAAUAUUUAUUUGGCUUUGUUCUGAUGCCUUCAUAAAAAGGCUGACUGCCACCACACACUCGGCCUUCUGAUUUUAUUUUCUGUUAAAUUUAGUUUCUUUUACAGACAGGAUGUUAGUUGUUAAGUUUCUCUUCAUGUACAUUUUUUUUAAAGGGAUUGAACAUUUGAUGAGUGAAAAAAAUCCAAGGCCCCCUUCAGACUGGACUCCAGGAAUGAGUUCUUGGACUUUUUCCCCUCCGGUGUUUUUAAACUGCUCUGGAAAUUACUGCUUUUACAUUUGUACACACUGUAUUUUUUAUUUUUUAUGCUUGACUUUUAUUCAUUGUAUAAAAUGUCAUGAUUUUAUUUGCUGUAGGUAUAAAGGGGCUUUAAUUCAAAAGAAGGAAAAUAAAGCGUUUACACAAA
Molecule: messenger RNA, 1512 nt
Organism: Cheilinus undulatus (humphead wrasse)
Lineage: Eukaryota; Metazoa; Chordata; Actinopteri; Labriformes; Labridae
Gene: akirin2
Product: akirin 2
Exons: 5
Coding region: 342-881 (179 amino acids)
Biological process (GO): positive regulation of innate immune response; positive regulation of transcription by RNA polymerase II
Cellular component (GO): chromatin; nucleus
Molecular function (GO): transcription coregulator activity
Source: RefSeq, a predicted model, not a curated record